This is a messenger RNA of Cryptococcus amylolentus CBS 6039, 399 nucleotides long. RefSeq lists its product as hypothetical. Gene Ontology annotation, biological process: mitochondrial electron transport, cytochrome c to oxygen. Bases 43 to 216 code for a protein of 57 amino acids. The record is from RefSeq and is a predicted model, not a curated record. Lineage: Eukaryota; Fungi; Basidiomycota; Tremellomycetes; Tremellales; Cryptococcaceae. The transcript is spliced from 4 exons.
CAAACCUGGUUUCUCCACCCACCCCUCAACCAAACAUCCAUCAUGCCCGUCGCUCCUAUUGUUGGCAAGCUCCGAAAGAGGUUGAUCACUGACCUUACCGCCGGUCUCGGUCUCGGUACCGCUGGUGGCUACGCCUUCUGGUACACCGUCCACCUCCCCAUGAUGAAGAAGAGGGACGACUACUACCUUAAGCUUGAGCAGGCUCGAUCUGGUUAAGCAAUCCUCUACAUACCAAUCUAUACCCCCCGACACCGCCUCACUGGGAGAGAAUACGCUCGAGCAGGGGAGACGAAGACGGGGAUUUUGGGACGAAAGGGAAUGCAUCUGGAUUAAAAAAUGGACGACUAUGGCGAAUGACAGCUGCACACUGGAGGCCAGGCGCUGGGCGGGAAGACGGGC